AUGACUGUUUACUCUACUCUUCUCCUGGCCGCGGCUGGGCUCGCCGCCGCCGAUAAGCUGGCGGCCAUGAACCUCGGUGAGGCCAGCGGUCGAGGCGUCACCGUCGCCGCUCCGGGUUCGUCAGCCUUCGGCGUCCACUCCCCCUUCGGCGUCCACUCCCUUUCCGAUGGCUGUGGCAUUGGAAUGACUACUUGUGAUGCCAACUGCAUGCCUCUUACCGGCAUCUGCUGCGGCAUCGGAAAUGGGGCCUACUGCGAUAUCGGCUACGUUUGUGAAUCGGACGGUUGUUGUCCUGUUGGCAAGGUCUGUACUGGACCUCCUACAGGCUGCGAGGGUGAUCGUGAUCUUUGCGGAGAGUUUUGUGUGCCCAAGGGUACUUGCUCAAGCGGCGGAGGAGGAGGUGGUGGUGGUGGCAGCGGAGGUGGUGACGGCGGCUGCCCUACCGGAUACGAAGCGUGCGACGACGAAUGUAUGCCAACUGGUUCAGUCUGCUGCCACAAUGGCUACCAUUGUGAUGCUGGACAGACGUGUACGGCCGACUUCAAAUGCCGAAUCGGUGGAGGAGGUGGUGGCGGCAGCGGAGGAGGCAGCGGCGGCGAUGGCGGUGACGACCAGACCACUUCCAGAGGAGGAUCCAGCGGGUCUCAAACCACCUACAGUCUCUCACCCAACCCUGAGCCUACUGCUACAUCUUCUACCGAGUCGAACCCCUUUGGCGGCGAUGAUGCUACCACUACCACUGAAGACAGCUUCCCUGAGCCUACUCAGCCUCCUGCCACCACCUCUAGCAGCAGCAGCAGCAGCAGCAGUGGCGGCAACGGUGGUAGUAACGGUGGCAAUGGCGGCUCCAACGGAGGCAACAAUGGUGGAAACAAUGGCGGCAGUGGAGGCAGCAAUGGAGGCAGCAGCGGCGGCUCCAGCGGCGGUAGCAGUGGUGGCAGCAAUGGAGGCAAUGGAGGCAGCAGUGGCUCAAUCAAUGCUCCCAGCAUCCUCGUUGGCCUCCUUGCUCUUGUCCCCUUUAUUCUAUAA
Molecule: messenger RNA, 1029 nt
Organism: Trichoderma breve
Lineage: Eukaryota; Fungi; Ascomycota; Sordariomycetes; Hypocreales; Hypocreaceae
Exons: 1
Coding region: 1-1029 (342 amino acids)
Source: RefSeq, a predicted model, not a curated record